CCACCACCACCCCACAAGCCGGGCGGGGUCCAUCUCCCUCACGAGCUCCCCCAAAAUCCUCCGCUCUCCGCUACUGCGCUGCGCACAGAGAUCAAUCAGUCGACCGACAAUGGCGGUUCCCACGCCGCAGCGCCGUCUCCUGGCGGCCGCCAUGGCCCUGCUCCUCGUGCUCGCCUCGUCCGGCGCGGUGGCGCGCGCGGGGAUGAGCGGGCCGAUCAAGACGGUGGUGGUGGUGGUGAUGGAGAACCGGUCGUUCGACCACAUGCUGGGGUGGAUGAAGCGGCUGAACCCGGCGAUCGACGGCGUGACGGGCGCCGAGUGGAACCCGGCCAACGCGUCGGACCCGUCGGCGGGGCCGCGGGUCUACUUCGGCGACGGCGCGCAGUUCGUGGACCCGGACCCGGGGCACUCGUACCAGGAGAUCCGGCAGCAGAUCUUCGGCUCCGACGACGCCACGGGACCGCCGCGGAUGAACGGGUUCGUGCAGCAGGCGCGGUCCAUCGGCGGGGGGAACAUGACGGACGCCGUGAUGAACGGGUUCGCGCCCGACAGCGUGGCCGUGUACCGGGAGCUGGUGGCGCAGUUCGCGGUGUGCGACCGGUGGUUCGCGUCCGUGCCGUCGUCCACCCAGCCCAACCGCCUCUUCGUCCACUCCGGCACCUCCGGCGGCGCCACCAGCAACAACCCAGAGUUGCUGGCCAAGGGGUACCCGCAGAGGACCAUCUUCGACAACGUGCACGACGCGGGCCUCUCCUUCGGCAUCUACUUCCAGGACGUGCCGGCGGUGCUCUUCUACCGCAACCUCCGCAAGCUCAAGUACAUCCUCAACUUCCACCCCUUCCACAACGCGUUCCGUGACCACGCUAGCCGCGGCUCCCUGCCCAACUACGCCGUCAUCGAGCAGCACUACAUGGACUCCAAGGACCACCCUGCCAACGACGAUCACCCUUCGCACGACGUCUACCAGGGCCAGAUGUUCGUCAAGGAGAUCUACGAGACGCUCCGCGCCAGCCCCCAGUGGAACGAGACGCUCAUGGUCCUCACCUACGACGAGCAUGGCGGGUUCUUUGACCAUGUGCCCACCCCUGUCGAUGGUGUGCCGAGCCCCGACGACAUCGUCGGCCCGCCCCCAUACAACUUCACGUUCAACAGGUUGGGAGUGCGUGUCCCGGCCAUCUUGAUCUCUCCAUGGAUUGAGAAGGGAACAGUUAUGCAUGGGCCGAAUGGAAGCCCAACCCCGACGUCACAAUUCGAGCAUUCUUCGAUCCCCGCAACCGUGAAGAAACUGUUCAAUCUGCCACAGGAUUUCCUGACCAAAAGGGACGCAUGGGCUGGGACCUUCGAAGGCGUCGUGCAAACCAGAACUGAACCGAGGACAGAUUGUCCAGAGCAACUCCCGACGCCGACGAGGAUCCGGCAGACGGAGGCGAACGAGGAGGCGAAGCUGAGCUCGUUCCAGCAGGAGAUCGUGCAGCUGGCGGCGGUGCUGAACGGCGACCACCAGCUAAGCAGCCUGCAGGAGAGGAUCAGGGAGAGGAUGAACGUGAGGGAAGGCACCUCCUACAUGAGGAGCGCCGUGCGGCGCUUCUUCGAGGCUGGCAUGUCUGCCAAGAGGAUGGGCCUCGCCGACGACGAGCAGAUCGUCAAGAUGAGGCCCUCCCUUACCACCAGAAUGACCUCCUCCCCUGCAGAUCAAGAUGAUAGUCCGUAGAGGGCACAGACCGACGCAUACAUACCAUACAUAGGAUGAAGAUUGAUGUUGGGAUUAACAAAAUUCCUAGUACUACACAUACAUACAUAGAAGAUCGAUCGACCAGAGUAGCGUAGCCAGUGCGAUAUGGUGUGCUCGUGCUACAGUACAUCGAAUGGAAGUGAUGUAGGAUGGAUGGAUGAAUGAAUUUGGUAUCCAUGUAUGUGCAUGCCGGCCAAUGGUCGGCCUAGAAAGAGAGACUGCACAAGGAA
Molecule: messenger RNA, 1962 nt
Organism: Triticum aestivum (bread wheat)
Lineage: Eukaryota; Viridiplantae; Streptophyta; Magnoliopsida; Poales; Poaceae
Product: non-specific phospholipase C2
Exons: 4
Coding region: 110-1711 (533 amino acids)
Biological process (GO): phospholipid catabolic process
Molecular function (GO): hydrolase activity, acting on ester bonds
Source: RefSeq, a predicted model, not a curated record